CAACGAAUGUCUUCCACAUUCAGUCUAAAGAGAAAUAUCGACACGAAAACUUUUUUUCAGUGACAGCCAUUUUGUAGACAACAACGGAAAUUUGCUGCCAAAUAAAAGACCAACUAACGAGGUCAACAAACUGACUGCGUGCGUUUACACGCAGAGUUUGUUGCAUGUUUAAUUUAAUAAACAUUAUUUUUACACUUUUUUUAUAAAAGAAAAAUUUUCAUUUUGAGUUUUUAAUUAAAACAAAAUAAAAAUUGCCAAACGAUUAAUUGUUAAACGCAAUACACAAACAAAAAAUUUGAAGAACCAACGUUACAGUUUUGGAUUUUAAACGAAAAAACAAUUUUAAAGCUGAGGUCAUUUUAAGCAAAAAUGGCUGAAGCUGAAGGAGGAUCUGAGCAGGAUGAUGUUUCAUUCUUGAGGACGGAAGACAUGGUUUGCCUCUCGUGCACAGCAACGGGAGAGCGUGUCUGUCUUGCCGCUGAAGGGUUUGGUAAUCGUCACUGUUUCCUGGAAAAUAUUGCCGACAAGAACGUACCACCCGAUCUAUCGCAAUGUGUAUUUGUCAUCGAGCAGGCUUUAUCAGUUCGUGCUUUACAGGAAUUGGUCACAGCCGCUGGUUCAGAGACUGAUUCCCAAUUUGGCAAAGGUACUGGAUCCGGUCAUAGAACUUUACUCUAUGGUAAUGCCAUCUUAUUGCGCCAUAACAACAGUGACAUGUAUUUGGCUUGUCUUUCCACCUCGUCUUCCAACGAUAAAUUGUCAUUUGAUGUGGGUCUGCAAGAGCACAGCCAAGGCGAGGCUUGUUGGUGGACUGUACAUCCAGCCAGUAAACAACGUUCAGAGGGUGAGAAAGUCCGUGUAGGUGAUGAUUUAAUUUUAGUUUCGGUAGCAACAGAACGUUAUUUGCAUACAACCAAAGAAAAUGAACAGUCCAUUGUUAAUGCCAGUUUCCAUGUGACUCAUUGGUCAGUGCAACCAUAUGGUACCGGUAUCUCACGUAUGAAGUAUGUAGGUUAUGUAUUUGGUGGUGAUGUUUUACGCUUUUUCCACGGCGGUGAUGAAUGUUUAACUAUACCGAGUACCUGGGGUCGAGAAGCCGGACAGAACAUUGUUGUGUAUGAAGGUGGUUCGGUAAUGUCCCAGGCUCGUUCCCUGUGGCGUCUUGAAUUGGCACGCACUAAAUGGACUGGCGGUUUUAUAAAUUGGUUCCAUCCCAUGCGUAUCCGACAUAUCACAACUGGACGCUAUUUAGGCGUCAACGAUAAUAACGAAUUGAUUUUGGUUAAAAAGGAAGAAGCAGCUAUUGCUACAACGACUUUCUGCCUACGGGUGGAAAAGGACGACGAGAAAAAAGUACUCGAAGAUAAAGAUUUAGAAGUUAUUGGUUCACCCAUCAUCAAGUAUGGUGAUACCACCGUUAUAGUCCAGCAUUGUGAGAGUGGUCUGUGGCUCAGUUACAAGAGUUAUGAAACGAAAAAGAAGGGUGUCGGCAAAGUUGAAGAGAAACAAGCCAUUCUGCACGAAGAAGGCAAAAUGGAUGAUUGUCUGGAUUUCUCGAGAUCGCAGGAGGAAGAAUCGAAAACUGCUCGUGUUAUUCGUAAAUGUAGCAGUCUUUUUACACAAUUUAUUAACGCAUUGGAAACUUUACAAUCGAAUCGUCGUCAUUCGAUAUUCUUCCAAAAAGUCAAUCUCAACGAAAUGGUAAUGUGCCUAGAAGAUUUGAUAAACUAUUUCUCUCAGCCACCAGAUGACAUGGAACACGAGGAGAAACAAAAUCGUUUUCGUGCUCUGCGUAAUCGUCAGGAUCUAUUCCAGGAAGAAGGUGUUUUAAAUUUAAUCUUGGAAGCCAUUGAUAAAAUUAAUAUCAUAACAUCACAAGGCUUUUUGGCCAGCUUUUUGGCUGGUGAUGAGACUGGCCAAAGUUGGGAUUUAAUUUCCACUUAUCUCUAUCAAUUGUUGGCCGCUAUUAUCCAAGGCAACCACACCAAUUGUGCCCAAUUUGCCAAUAGCAAUCGUUUGAAUUGGCUUUUUUCUCGCUUGGGUUCUCAGGCUUCCAGUGAGGGUUCUGGUAUGUUGGAUGUACUACAUUGUGUUUUGAUUGAUUCCCCCGAAGCUUUGAACAUGAUGCGUGAUGAACACAUUAAAGUUAUUAUUUCACUGUUGGAAAAACACGGCAGAGAUCCCAAGGUCUUGGAUGUUUUAUGCUCACUGUGUGUGGGUAAUGGUGUUGCGGUACGUUCUUCACAAAAUAACAUUUGUGAUUUUCUAUUGCCUGGCAAGAAUCUAUUGCUGCAGACACAACUGGUUGAUCAUGUAGCCAGUAUUAGACCAAAUAUUUUUGUGGGUCGCGUAGAAGGCUCGGCCAUGUAUCAAAGGUGGUACUUUGAAGUAACCAUGGACCAUAUUGAACAAACCACUCAUAUGAUGCCUCACUUGCGCAUUGGUUGGGCGAAUACUUCCGGCUAUGUACCUUAUCCGGGUGGUGGCAAAAAAUGGGGUGGUAAUGGUGUUGGUGAUGAUUUGUAUUCCUUUGGUUUCGAUGGUGCUUAUUUAUGGACCGGAGGCCAUAAAACCUUGGUUAUGGAUAGUGUACCCGAAGAACCUUUUAUACGCAAAGGUGAUGUUGUUGGUGUUACCAUUGACUUGUCAGUGCCAGUUAUUACAUUUACCUUCAAUGGCCUUAAAGUUAAGGGUUCCUUCCGGGACUUUAAUUUAGAUGGCAUGUUUUUCCCCGUUAUGAGUUGUUCUUCCAAAUUAAGUUGCCGCUUUUUGUUUGGUGGUGAUCAUGGUCGUUUAAAAUUCAACCCACCACCAGGAUUUUCUCCUUUGGUGCAGUGUUUAAUGCCUCAUCAAAUAUUGAGUUUGGAUCCUUGCUUUUAUUUUGGUAACUUAAGUAAAAAUGUUUUAGCCGGUCCCUGGAUGAUAGAGGACGAUAAUGCAUUUGUGCCAAAGCCAGUAGAUACAUCGGGAGUUUCAUUGCCCUCUUCAGUAGAUCAAAUUAAAGAGAAGUUGGCGGAAAAUAUACAUGAAAUGUGGGCCCUCAAUAAAAUUGAGGCCGGUUGGUCUUGGGGUGAGCAUCGUGAUGAUUAUCAUCGUAUACAUCCAUGUUUAACACAAUUUGAAAAAUUACCUCCUGCCGAGAAACGUUACGACAACCAAUUGGCUGUACAAACAUUAAAAACCAUUAUUGCAUUGGGUUAUUAUAUAACCAUGGAUAAACCUCCAGCACGUAUACGUCCCAUACGUCUGCCCAACGAGAUUUUCAUGCAAGCUAAUGGUUAUAAGCCAGCUCCUCUGGAUUUAAGUGCUGUUACUUUAACACCAAAAUUAGAGGAACUUGUAGAUCAGUUGGCCGAAAAUACACACAAUCUUUGGGCCAGAGAACGCAUACAACAGGGCUGGACAUAUGGUCUCAAUGAGGACUCCGAAAAUUUACGCAGUCCUCAUUUAGUGCCCUAUUCUAAGGUUGAUGAGGCCAUUAAGAAAGCUAAUCGUGAUACUGCUUCCGAAACAGUACGUACUCUACUCGUUUACGGUUAUGUUUUGGAUCCCCCCACAGGCGAAGGCAAUGAGGCUUUAUUGGCCGAGGCUUUGAGACUUAAAUUUGCAGCCUUCCGUACUUAUCGUGUGGAACGCAAUUAUGCUGUUACCUCGGGUAAAUGGUAUUUUGAAUUCGAGGUUCUUACCUCUGGACCAAUGCGCGUCGGUUGGGCCAGAGCCGAUUGUAAUCCAGGUUCUAUGUUGGGUAGUGAAGACACCAGUUGGGCUUUUGAUGGUCACAAUGUUACCAAAUUGCAUGCUGGAACUGUUGAACAUUUUGGUGUUCGUUAUGAAGCUGGCGAUGUUAUCGGUUGUUUUAUCGAUGUCAAGGAACAAACCAUCAGUUUCUCGCUAAACGGUGAACUCCUAAUGGAUGCGUUGGGCGGAGAGACGACUUUUGCCGAAGUUACUGCAGAAGGUGUAGGUUUUGUACCAGCCUGUACAUUGGGUGUGGGUCAAAAGGCUCGCUUAAUUUAUGGUCAAGACGUAGAUUCUCUCAAGUUUUUCACUACUUGUGGUCUUCAGGAAGGUUAUGAACCUUUCUGCGUCAAUAUGCGACGCCCUGUUACCCAUUGGUAUACCAAGGAUCAGCCAAUAUUCGAAAAUACAGAAGAGAUGCCUGACUGUCGUAUUGAUGUGACACGUAUUCCUGGUGGAGCUGAUACACCACCUCAUUUGAAAAUUUCCCACAAUACUUUUGAGACCAUGGAAAAAGCCAACUGGGAGUUUUUACGUCUUUCCCUGCCGGUCACUUGUAUGAGUGAAUUUAUUACUGAAGCGGAGAAGGCCAGACGUUGGGAGGAAAUUAAAAUUAGACAAUAUCGUCUGAUGCGUGAUGCUCAAGAACAACAGCAGCAACAAACAUCAGCCCAUAUGGAUCAUAUGUUGAAGAGUGGUUUUACAAUGAACGACAUUAAGGGCCUAAAUCGCAAUUUCGAUGAUACAGCUGAGGCUGACGAAAUGCAUAGUCCUGCCCGACCACCACGUAGAAGUUCUGUUUCACGCAAUAUCACCUUUGAGUCGGAUUUGGGAGCCCCAGAGGAACUACAACGCUCCACGUCUGCGCUUGAUAUGAAUGGAAUGGAUGAAAGCAUGAUGGACGAUAAGAAGAAGCGCGGUCGUAGUCCGUUUAAGUUCUUCUCCAAAAAAUCGCGCGAUCAAAGUAAAGAAAAAAUGCCUGGCCGUGCUCCUGAAGUAAGCAUGGAAAGACGUAACACCGUUGCCCAUGGUCGUAAUGUGGUUAAUGCUCAAAUGACUACUAAAGCUCCUACAUUGCGUUUAAACAAUACGGAAAUGCCUCAGACCCCCGUACAACAGGGACCAAAAGCACUUAGUGGCGGUGCUCUGGGACAGCCAUCGGUUGAAUCUUCAGGCAAUGAAAUGUUUGAUAGCGAAUGUUUAAAACUUAUCAACGAAUACUUUUAUGGCGUUCGUAUAUUCCCUGGUCAAGAUCCCACCCAUGUAUAUGUAGGUUGGGUAACCACACAAUAUCAUUUACAUAGCAAAGAAUUUAACAAGGAUAAGGUGCGAAGAGGUUCCGUAAUUAUUGAAGAUGAUUAUGAAAUGCCCAUUGAACGCAUUAAUCGCCAAAGUUGCUAUGUCGUACGUGCCGAUGAACUCUUUAAUGAAGUAACUCAGGAUGCUUCAGGUAAGGGAGCAUCACAGGGCAUGUUUGUUGGAUGUUUCGUCGACACCGCUACGGGCAUGAUAAGUUUUACAUGUGAAGGAAAGGAAACUUCACAUCGUUGGAAGAUGGAACCAGGAACUAAACUAUUCCCAGCUAUUUUCGUUGAAGCCACUAGCAAAGAAAUUUUGCAAAUUGAAUUGGGACGUACAGCAACAACACUGCCUCUUUCAGCUGCUGUCUUGCCAACAAGUGACAAACAUAUCAAUCCACAGUCCCCACCUCGUUUAAAGGUCCAAUGUCUUCGUCCUCAUCAAUGGGCACGUGUGCCCAAUACAGCACUGCAAGUGCAUGCUCUAAAACUAUCCGACAUACGAGGCUGGUCAAUGCUUUGUGAAGAUCCAGUCUCUAUGUUAGCCCUACACAUCCCUGAGGAAGAUCGUUGCAUUGACAUUUUAGAAUUGAUAGAAAUGGAUAAACUACUAUCCUUCCAUGCCCAUUCACUUACCUUGUAUGCUGCUCUCUGCUAUCAGUCCAAUUAUAGAGCUGCUCAUGCCUUAUGUCAACAUGUUGAUCAGAAGCAACUGUUGUAUGCUAUACGUUCCGAAUAUAUGAGUGGACCGCUACGUCAGGGCUUUUAUGACCUUUUAAUUGCAUUGCAUUUGGAAUCGCAUGCCACCACAAUGGAGGUUUGUAAGAUGGAAUAUAUCAUUCCUUUAGGGCCGGAACUUAAAUUCCUCUACGAAGAUGAGGAAAUGUGUCAUUCCUUGAGGUCAUUGAUUACCGAAUCAGUUCAGCCUCAUUUGCGCAUGACAGAAAUAACCACACCUAUGAGUACCCAUACAACUAGCAUACAAAAUGUUUCCAGUGAACCAAUACCAGACAUCGAUCAUCUAUACUCCCCGAAGUUCCCCUUAGAAGUAGUGCGCGAAUUUGUUAUGGAGGCAUUACAGGAGGCCGUUGAGAUCAAUCAAGUGCACAAUAGAGAUCCUAUAGGAUGGACGAAUGAAAACCUUUUCUUGCCCCUUUUAAAGCUUACCGAUCGUUUGUUAUUAGUGGGUGUCAUGACCGACGAUGACGUUCAAAAGUUGUUGGUUAUGAUCGAUCCAGAAACGUGGGAUCCUAGCUUUGAAAAAGAUGGAAAAGAUGAACAUCGUAAAGGCCUUUUAACCAUGAAGAUGGCGGAAGGCGCCAAACUGCAAAUGUGCUAUUUACUUCAUCAUCUUUAUGACAUUCAACUUAGACAUCGCGUGGAAAGCAUUAUUGCAUUCUCACAUGACUUUGUGGGUGAUCUUCAAGCAGAUCAAUUGCGUCGCUAUAUAGAAAUCAAACAAUCCGAUCUUCCAAGUGCUGUCGCAGCCAAGAAAACAAAAGAAUUCCGCUGUCCACCAAGAGAACAAAUGAACCAGAUUCUUUGCUUUAAGAAUCUGGAACCAGAUGAUCAUGAAAAUUGUACUUGUGGCUUGGAUUUGCGUGGACGUUUAUACGAUUUCCAUGAUUCUCUUAUGAAAAAAGUGUCACUAAAUGCUUUGCAGGAGCCGGACGAACCAGAAAGCAAUGCGAUCGAAGAGGUCAAAACGGGUCCAAUUACAAAGAUAUACAAUUUCAUUAACACUGUGAAGGAACUUGAAGAAGGUCCCAAAGAAGUUGAGGAACCUGAGAAGAAAACUCCCGAAGAAGUGUUCCGUAAAGUUUUAAUUAAAACAAUUGUUAGUUGGGCUGAGGAAUCACAAAUUGAAACCCCCAAAUUGGUGCGUGAAAUGUUUAGCCUUCUUGUUAGGCAGUACGACACGGUGGGUGAAUUGGUGAGAGCUCUUGAAAAAACAUAUGUCAUCAAUAAUAAAGCCCGAGAAGAUGUGGCUGAAAUGUGGGUUGGUUUAAGCCAAAUCCGCGCUUUGCUUCCUGUUCAAAUGAGUCAAGAAGAGGAAGAAUUAAUGAGGAAGCGAUUGUGGAAGUUAGUUAACAAUGCUACAUUCUUCCAACAUCCCGAUUUGAUACGUAUUCUCAGAGUUCAUGAGAACGUAAUGGCUGUCAUGAUGAACACUCUAGGUCGACGAGCUCAAGCCCAAAGUGACGCCCCAGCUCAAUCAGAGGGAGCGGAAGGAGCACCAGCUAAGGAGAAGGAUACCUCUCAUGAAAUGGUGGUGGCUUGCUGUCGUUUCCUCUGUUAUUUCUGUAGGACUGGAAGACAAAAUCAAAAAGCCAUGUUCGAUCACUUUGACUUUUUGCUAGACAACGCGAACAUUUUACUCGCUAGACCCAGCUUACGCGGUUCUACUCCUCUAGAUGUGGCAUACUCAAGUUUAAUGGAGAACACAGAACUAGCUCUGGCCUUGCGCGAACACUAUUUAGAAAAAAUUGCCGUUUAUCUUUCGCGCUGCGGUUUGCAAAGUAACUCCGAGCUCGUCGAAAAGGGCUAUCCUGACUUAGGUUGGGAUCCAGUAGAAGGCGAACGCUAUUUGGACUUUUUACGUUACUGCGUUUGGGUAAAUGGUGAAAGUGUUGAAGAAAACGCCAACCUUGUCAUUCGUCUUCUUAUCCGACGUCCAGAAUGUUUAGGGCCGGCUCUAAGAGGAGAAGGAGAAGGUCUAUUCCGUGCUAUAGUUGAGGCCAAUCGUAUGUCUGAACGGAUAUCUGACCGCUGCAAAAUGCAAGACGAAGCCGAAGGCACUAUUGCUGGCCUUAACUUCUCGCAUCCUCUACCCGAAGGCGAAGAGGACGAGGACUACAUUGAUACUGGUGCUGCUAUCUUGAACUUCUAUUGUACCUUAGUGGAUCUUCUCGGUAGAUGUGCACCCGACGUCUCGGUUAUAGAACAAGGUAAAAAUGAAUCAUUAAGAGCUAGAGCUAUUUUGAGAUCUCUUGUGCCACUGGAGGAUCUUCAAGGUGUCCUCAGCUUAAAGUUCACACUCACUCAAACUGCACCGGGAGAGGAAAGGCCAAAGUCUGACAUGCCCUCGGGCCUAUUGCCCAAUAACAAACAAAGCAUCGUUCUUUUCUUGGAACGUGUCUAUGGCAUAGAAACACAGGAGCUCUUCUAUCGUCUACUCGAGGAUGCGUUCCUGCCUGAUUUGAGAACAGCCACCAUUUUAGAUAAAAGUGAUGGCUCAGAAAGUGAUAUGGCUCUUUCAAUGAAUCGCUACAUUGGCAACUCAAUAUUGCCACUGCUAAUUAAACAUUCUAAAUUCUACAAUGAGGCAGAAAAUUAUGCCAGCCUAUUGGAUGCAACACUGCACACGGUCUAUAGAUUGUCUAAGAACCGUAUGCUUACUAAGGGCCAAAGAGAAGCUGUCUCUGACUUUUUGGUGGCUUUGACAUCACAAAUGCAACCUGCAAUGUUGUUGAAACUCUUACGCAAGUUGACAGUUGAUGUCUCAAAAUUAUCCGAAUACACGACUGUGGCUUUGAGGCUCCUUACAUUACACUUCGAUCGUUGUGCCAAAUAUUAUGGCUCCAGUCAAGGUCAAGGCUCUUAUGGAGCAUCGUCUGAUGAAGAAAAACGUCUUACUAUGCUCCUGUUCUCUAACAUAUUUGACUCACUCAGCAACAUGGAUUACGAUCCUGAAUUGUUUGGUAAAGCGUUGCCAUGUUUGAUUGCAAUUGGAUGUGCUUUGCCACCGGACUACAGUUUAUCCAAAAACACCGACGAAGAUUAUUAUGGUCGUCAAUCCGGCGCCCCCGAUCAACCACAAUACGACCCCAACCCAAUUGAUACAGUCAGCGUUAAUUUAACCAACGAUUAUAAUUCUUUGGUGCAGAAGUUUAGCGAACAUUAUCAUGAUGCUUGGGCCAGUCGCCGUUUAGAGAGCGGAUGGACUUACGGUGAAAUACGUUCUGAUAGUGAUCGUAAACAUCCUAGACUUAAACCCUAUAAUAUGUUAACCGAAUACGAACGUGAACGUUAUAGAGAUCCAGUAAGAGAAUGCUUGAAAGCUCUUCUUGCUCUAGGUUGGACCAUUGAACAUUCAGAAAUUGAAGUACCUCAAAAUCACCGUGGUUCUACCAGACGUCAAUCAAAGCCUCAAAUUCAUGAUUUUCAGAACGAAGGAAGUGCUUUCAAUUACAAUCCACAUCCUGUCGAUAUGACAAAUCUCACACUAAGCAGAGAAAUGCAGAAUAUGGCUGAGCGUUUGGCAGAAAACUCGCACGAUAUUUGGGCCAAAAAGAAGAAGGAAGAAUUGGAUUCCUGCGGUGGUGUUAUUCAUGCCCAACUUGUGCCUUAUGAUUUGUUAACAGACAAAGAGAAACGCAAAGAUCGUGAGAGAUCCCAGGAAUUCUUAAAGUAUAUGCAAUAUCAAGGCUACAAAUUGCACAAACCAUCUAAGGGUGGUGUUGCUGAAGGUGAAGGAGGUGCUGCUACUACAGCUGUAGAAUUAAGAUUCUCUUAUUCCUUAUUGGAGAAGCUAAUUCAAUACGUGGACAGAGCUACUAUUAAUAUGAAAUUAUUGAAACCUUCUACAACGUUCAGUCGACGCACUUCAUUCAAGACCGCGUCUCGCGAUAUCAAAUUCUUCUCGAAAGUCGUUCUGCCAUUGAUGGAAAAAUACUUCUCCACACAUCGAAACUAUUUCAUUGCUGUUGCUACGGCCACUAAUAAUGUGGGAGCUGCAUCAUUAAAGGAAAAAGAAAUGGUAGCUUCAAUCUUCUGCAAAUUAGCGUCACUUUUACGUAACAGAUUGAGCGCUUUUGGUCCAGAUGUACGCAUUACUGUGCGUUGUCUUCAAGUGUUGGUGAAAGGAAUUGAUGCCAGAACUUUAGUAAAGAAUUGUCCCGAGUUUAUACGAACAUCCAUGUUGACAUUCUUCAAUCAAACCGCUGAUGAUUUAGGAAACACAAUUCUUAAUUUGCAAGAUGGCAAAUACAGUCAUCUGAGAGGAACUCAUCUAAAGACGUCAACAUCGCUGGGUUACAUUAAUCAAGUCGUUAUGCCGGUCUUAACAGCCAUGUUUGAUCAUUUAGCAGCAUGUGACUAUGGCAGUGACUUGUUGUUGGAUGAAAUUCAAGUUGCAUCUUAUAAAAUUCUAGCUGCACUGUACCAUUUGGGAACAGAUGGUACCUUAACGCAUGAGCGCAAAUACUUGAAAACUGAAAUCGAAAGGCAUCGUCCAGCUCUAGGUUCUUGUUUGGGAGCAUUUAGUUCUUGUUUCCCAGUAGCUUAUUUGGAACCUCACCUUAAUAAGCACAAUCAAUUUUCUUUGCUUAAUCGUAUAGCCGAUCACUCCCUGGAGGCGCAAGAUAUAAUGGUGAAAAUGGAAAGUUGCAUGCCAAAUUUGGAAACAAUUCUAGGAGAAGUAGACCAAUUUGUGGAAUCUGAUAAUACAUACAAUGAUGCACCUCACAUCAUUGAUGUUAUUUUGCCUUUGUUAUGUUCCUACCUUCCAUUCUGGUGGUCUCAAGGACCUGAUAAUGUCAGCCCUACAAGUGGCAAUCAUGUAACUAUGGUUACUGCCGAUCACAUGAAUUCCUUGUUGCGCAAUGUACUCAAAAUGAUCAAGAAAAAUAUCGGCAAUGAUAAUGCUCCUUGGAUGACCAGAAUUGCUGCCUAUACUCAGCAGAUUAUUAUUAAUACAUCUGAAGAACUAUUGAAAGAUCCAUUCUUGCCCUUGGCGGAAAGAGUUAAAAAACGAACUGAGAACAUGUUCCACAAGGAGGAGAGCAUGCGUGGCUUUAUCAAAUCAGCAACGGAUGACACGUCACAAGUUGAAACGCAACUGCAAGAGGACUGGAACUUGCUGGUACGGGAUAUAUACUCCUUCUAUCCUCUGUUAAUCAAGUAUGUCGAUCUUCAACGUAAUCACUGGCUUAAAGAUAAUAUUCCUGAAGCCGAGGAGCUAUAUAACCAUGUGGCAGAAAUAUUUAACAUUUGGUCAAAGAGUCAGUACUUCCUUAAGGAAGAACAAAACUUUAUUUCAGCUAAUGAAAUUGAUAACAUGGCUUUGAUUAUGCCAACGGCUACCAGAAGGUCUGCAAUUACAGAGGGCACUCCUGUUACAGGAGGCAAGGUUAAGAAGAAGAAAAAGAAUCGUGAUAAGAAGCGCGACAAAGACAAAGAGAUACAAGCUAGUUUAAUGGUUGCAUGUCUCAAACGUCUAUUGCCCGUGGGUCUCAACCUGUUUGCUGGCCGUGAGCAGGAAUUGGUUCAGCACUGCAAAGAUCGUUACUUGAAGAAAAUGCCUGAGUACGAUGUUAUCGAAUUUGCUCACCUUCAGUUGACAUUGCCCGACAAACUAGAUCCUUCGGAUGAAAUGUCAUGGCAGCAUUAUUUGUAUUCAAAAUUGGGCAAAAAGGAAGAAGUAUCCGAAGAGCAAGCAGUGGAGAAAGCAGCCAAUCAAAAUGAAAAGGGCAAAGACAAGACACAAGAAACUGUCGAUCGUAUUGUAGCGAUGGCCAAAGUAUUAUAUGGCUUGCACAUGAUUGAUCAUCCCCAACAGCAAAGCAAAAAUGUCUACAGGAGUGUUGUUUCCAUACAAAGGAAGCGUGCUGUUAUUGCGUGCUUCCGUCAGACAUCUUUACAUUCUUUACCAAGACAUAGAGCUUGCAACAUUUUUGCUCGUACAUAUCACGAACAAUGGCUACAGGAAGAAAAUGUAGGCCAAGAGGUUAUGAUCGAAGAUCUUACGCAAACAUUUGAAGAAUUCGAAAAGUCCAAAAAGGAAGAAGAUGAAUCCGAAAGCAAACCUGAUCCCUUGACGCAGCUGGUUACUACCUUCUGUCGGGGUGCUAUGACUGAAAGAAGUGGUGCCCUUCAGGAAGAUGUACUUUAUAUGUCAUAUGCUCAAAUUGCUGCCAAAUCUUGUGGAGAAGAAGAGGAAGAAGGAGGCGGUGAAGAAGAGGGUGGUGAAGGCGGUGAAGAAGCAGCGGAAGGAGAAGGAACAAGUAUCCAUAAUACAAUGGCUAAACUAAUGGAACAAGAAAUGGAAAAACAAAAAUUACUUUUCCAUCAAGCACGUUUGUCAAAUCGUGGUGUAGCUGAAAUGGUGUUGUUGCAUAUAUCUGCCUCCAAGGGUAUACCUUCCGAAAUGGUAAUGACAACUUUAAAUUUGGGUAUUGCCAUUUUACGUGGCGGCAACAUUGAUAUUCAAAUGGGAAUGCUUAAUCAUCUAAAGGAGAAAAAGGAUGUUGGAUUCUUUACCUCAAUUGCUGGCUUAAUGAAUUCGUGCAGUGUCUUGGAUUUGGAUGCUUUCGAGAGAAACACGAAAGCAGAAGAAUACAUUCCAAGUGCGGGUGCAGGUCUUGGCGUCGGUUCGGAAGGUGCUGCUGGCGAGAAGAAUAUGCAUGAUGCCGAAUUUACUUGUGCGCUGUUCCGUUUCAUUCAAUUGACUUGUGAAGGUCACAACUUGGACUGGCAGAAUUACUUGCGUACCCAGGCUGGCAACACAACAACAGUGAACGUUGUCAUUUGCACAGUCGAUUACUUGUUGCGUCUGCAGGAAUCUAUUAUGGACUUCUAUUGGCAUUAUUCUAGCAAGGAAAUCAUAGAUCCAGCAGGAAAGGCCAAUUUCUUUAAGGCUAUCGGUGUGGCAAGUCAAGUAUUCAACACCCUUACUGAAGUCAUUCAGGGUCCAUGUACUCUUAAUCAGCAAGCUUUGGCCCAUUCAAGAUUGUGGGAUGCGGUUGGAGGUUUCCUCUUCCUUUUCUCUCACAUGCAGGAAAAAUUAUCGAAGCACUCCAGUCAAGUUGAUUUAUUGAAGGAACUGUUGAAUUUGCAGAAGGACAUGAUCACUAUGAUGUUAUCUAUGUUGGAAGGCAAUGUCGUAAACGGUACAAUUGGUAAACAGAUGGUUGACACACUGGUAGAAUCUGCUGGCAAUGUGGAAUUGAUUUUGAAAUAUUUCGAUAUGUUCUUGAAACUCAAGGAUCUAAUUGAAUCUCCCAGCUUCCAAGAAAUUGAUAUCAAGAACGAAGGAUGGGUAACUCCAAAAGAUUUUAGAGAUAAAAUGGAACAAUCGAAGAAUUAUACACCCGAGGAAAUGGACUUUUUGUUGGCUUGUUGUGAACGUAAUCAUGAGGGUAAAAUUGAUUAUGCGGCAUUUGUUGAUCGUUUCCAUGAACCCUCAACGGAAAUCGGUUUUAAUUUGGCUGUAUUGUUGACCAACCUAAGUGAGCAUAUGCCUAAUGAACCACGUUUAGCUCGAUUCCUUGAAACUGCUGGCUCUGUGUUGAACUACUUUGAGCCAUUCUUAGGUCGUAUUGAAAUCUUGGGUAGUUCAAAGAGAAUUGAACGUGUUUAUUUCGAAAUUAAGGACUCAAAUAUCGAGCAAUGGGAGAAACCCCAGAUUAAGGAAUCGAAGAGAGCAUUCUUCUACUCAAUUGUAACCGAAGGCGGUGAUAAGGAAAAACUUGAAGCUUUUGUAAACUUCUGUGAAGAUGCCAUUUUUGAAAUGACUCAUGCUUCUGGUUUGAUGGCUACUGAUGAAGGUGGCAGUAAUGUCAAACGUGAUACCUCCUAUAGUUCUUAUAUGAGUGAAGAGGAUGAAGAAAGAGCAGCUAGACACCCUGUUACACGAACCAUAAAUGCUGUAAAAGAUGGUCUUAAAUUUGCAGCGGUUAUGUUAAGUCCUGCAAAUAUUAAACAUCAAAUUGGUGUUAUGCAAACGAAAUCUGUACCGGAAUUGAUUGUUGGCUUCUUUAAAAUUAUUUUCUACAUGUUCUACUACACUGGUUAUGCCCACUUUGCAGUGGUUCGAUAUAUAUUUGGAAUUUUAAUGAAUUUGAUGCGUGGUCCAGCUCCUGAGGAAGUAGAAGAGGCACCAGUGGAGGAAGAAACGUUUGGUAGGGCGUUACCGCCAUUGCCUAUAGAGGAACCGCCAAGCACAGUACAAGCAUUUGGUUUGGACAUAAAUAAGGAAGAAAACGGACAAUAUAAGGUUACGGUACAUGAGUCUUCAGGUGGCAGUCCUUCGACAUCCGUUGAGGAAACUGGUGAAUCUAGCCCUGAAGAUGGAGGUCCUACUGGUGAAGCAACUGCUGAGGCAGAAAGCCAUGCUGAACCCAUAUCGAUUGUAGAUUUAUUAGGUGGAGAGGCAGCUAAGAAGGCCGCCCAAGAACGCCAAGAGGCUCAAAAAGCACAAGAAGCCGCAAUGGCCUCCAUUGAAGCCGAAGCUAAGAAAUCAUCUGCAGCUCCUCAAGAAACUCCAGCCGUUAAUCAAAUCGACUUUUCUGCUUAUGCCCACCGUGCCGUUAGCUUUUUGGCUCGUAAUUUCUACAACCUGAAAUAUGUUGCUUUAGUUUUAGCUUUCAGCAUCAACUUUAUGUUACUCUUCUAUAAAGUUACAUCCUUUACUGAAGACGAAGAAGCUUCCGGUGAUGAUGUAUUGAUAUUGGGAUCUGGUUCAGGUGCAGGUAUGACUGGUUCUGGUCUUGGCUCAGGUGAAGGUUCGGGCGAUGACGGAGGUGAGGAAGAUGAUAUACCGGAAUUGGUUCACGUCGACGAAGAUUUCUUCUAUAUGGAACACGUUAUACGUAUAGCGGCCAUAUUGCACAGUCUGGUCUCGUUAGCUAUGUUGAUUGCAUACUAUCAUCUCAAAGUUCCAUUGGCUAUUUUCAAACGUGAAAAGGAAAUUGCCAGACGUCUGGAAUUCGACGGCCUAUUCAUUGCAGAACAACCCGAAGAUGAUGAUUUCAAGUCGCAUUGGGAUAAACUGGUGAUAUCAGCUAAAUCAUUCCCGGUUAACUAUUGGGACAAAUUCGUAAAGAAAAAAGUACGUCAAAAGUACAGUGAAACGUAUGAUUUCGAUUCGAUUUCCAAUCUUUUGGGUAUGGAGAAAAGUUCAUUUAUGGCUCAGGAAGCUGAUGAAGGUGGCCUCGUUAAAUACAUUAUGAACAUCGAUUGGCGCUAUCAAGUUUGGAAGGCGGGCGUAACAUUUACCGAUAAUGCUUUCCUCUACUCACUUUGGUACUUCUCGUUCUCUGUAAUGGGAAACUUUAACAACUUCUUCUUCGCUGCUCAUUUACUCGAUGUUGCUGUCGGUUUCAAGACUCUACGUACCAUUUUGCAAUCCGUAACACAUAACGGUAAACAACUCGUACUCACAGUAAUGCUUUUGACCAUUAUCGUAUACAUAUACACGGUCAUCGCCUUCAAUUUCUUCCGUAAAUUCUAUAUUCAAGAAGAGGAUGAAGAAGUAGACAAAAAAUGUCACGACAUGUUAACGUGCUUUGUAUUCCAUCUUUAUAAGGGCGUUAGAGCAGGUGGUGGUAUUGGUGACGAAAUCGGCGAUCCAGAUGGUGAUGAUUACGAAGUCUAUCGUAUUAUCUUCGAUAUUACUUUCUUCUUCUUCGUCAUUGUUAUUCUUUUGGCCAUCAUUCAAGGUUUGAUCAUUGAUGCCUUUGGUGAGCUUCGUGAUCAAUUGGAGUCGGUGAAAGAGAAUAUGGAAUCUAAUUGCUUCAUAUGUGGCAUGGGUAAGGACUUCUUUGACAUAGUACCGCACGGUUUCGAUACUCAUGUCCAGAAAGAACACAACUUGGCCAACUACAUGUUCUUCCUUAUGCAUUUGAUCAACAAACCGGAUACGGAAUAUACUGGUCAAGAGACAUACGUUUGGAAUAUGUAUCAACAGCGUAGCUGGGACUUCUUCCCAGUCGGUGAUUGCUUCCGCAAGCAAUAUGAAGAUGAACUAUCUGGAGGUGGUGGCGGCGGUUAAUAUUCUUCCUCUACAAGCCUUUAAAUAGUAUGUCGACGGACCAUUUAACUAUACAUACAAUGUUUUUUAGACAAAUUUUUUUCACUACUGUUUUUAUAUACUAAAUACCUAAUUAAACUUAUAUAAAUCUGUAUAUUUAUUAUAUAUUUAAUACUAUUAAUAAAAUUGUUAAAACAAUCAAUUGUUAAGUCAACCAAGGAAUUUAUUCAAACAACUAGUCAAUUUGAAACGAAAGCAAAAACCAACAAUUUAAAGUAAAAACAAUACACCUAACUUAUUAAAUUUAUUUUAUUACCGUUACUGUAAAAAUUUUGUUAAUAGCGUAAAAUUGUAACCGCCUUCAAACAAAAAACUAAUUUAUCUAGACAAACAACUCAGAAUAGAAAUCAAAAAUGUAUAAACACAAUUUAUUUGUAUUCGUAUUUAAAUAAACUUGUACUAUUUAUUAAAUAAAUUUUAAUGAUUUUAUUGAAAAUAAAAAA
This is a messenger RNA of Lucilia sericata (common green bottle fly), 16289 nucleotides long. RefSeq names its product ryanodine receptor (gene RyR). Gene Ontology annotation, molecular function: protein binding; ryanodine-sensitive calcium-release channel activity. NCBI's taxonomy places the organism in Eukaryota, Metazoa, Arthropoda, Insecta, Diptera, Calliphoridae. Gene Ontology annotation, biological process: intracellular calcium ion homeostasis; calcium ion transmembrane transport. The record is from RefSeq and is a predicted model, not a curated record. Gene Ontology annotation, cellular component: sarcolemma; Z disc; calcium channel complex. The coding region runs from base 370 to 15807 and encodes 5145 amino acids. The transcript has 33 exons.